Oldenlandia corymbosa var. corymbosa is the source of this 1857-nucleotide messenger RNA. The record is from the annotation of a GenBank genome assembly. Lineage: Eukaryota; Viridiplantae; Streptophyta; Magnoliopsida; Gentianales; Rubiaceae.
AAAAACCCUUUUAGUCCCACGAACCACUCAUCAAUAUCAUCACUUCUCAAUCUUCUUGCAAUAAAAAUUAGCUUCUUCUAGCAAGAAUUAUAUUGCAUACUAAUGGAACUCUUCAUUUCCUUCUCUUGCUUCAUCAUCUUCUUGAUCAUAGUAACCAAACUUGUUCGCAAGACCAAACCUAAUCUACCUCCAGGUCCAAAGGCACUGCCACUCAUUGGAAACCUUCAUCAACUUAAUGGCCCUUUACCUCAUAGAAUCCUUGCUGAUUUAGCCAAACAAUACGGUCCUUUGAUGCACUUAAGACUCGGCGAAGUCUCAACGAUGAUUGUUUCUUCGGCCGAGUACGCGAAACUGGUGAUGAACGAUCACGAUGUCAUCUUCGCCAACAGGCCUUAUUUCCUCUUCAGCUACGUACUCAACUACAAAUGCCAGGACAUUGCCUUUGCUCCACACAACAAUUCAUGGAGGAUACUGCGAAAGAUAUGCAACACGGAGCUCCUCAGCGCGAAGCGCGUCCAAUCCUUCAGGCCAAUUCGCGAAGAUGAAACCAUGAGCAUGAUCAAAACCAUCGCUUCUCAAAAGGGUUCCGUCAUCAAUCUUACCCGAAUGAUUUACUCGCUCACUUACAGCAUCAUCGCGAGGUCCGCUUUCGGUAAGAGGAGCAAAUACCAUGACCAAUACAUGGUUUUGAUGGAGAGGAUCAUUAAGCUGAUGGGAGGUUUCAGCAUAGUCGAUCUCUAUCCAUCCGUCAAAAUACUCGAAAGGAUUACGGGAUUGAAGGGCAAGCUUGAGGACAUACAAAAACAGGUUGACGAAGUGCUUGAAAGCAUAAUGGAGGAGCAUCGAGUUAAACAUGCGGAUCCAUCAAGGAGAAACCAUGAAGAGAGUGAGGAUCUUGUCGAUGUCAUGCUGAAUAUCCAAAGAUCGGGAGAAUAUGGAGAUCAACUCACAAACGACAACAUCAAAGGUGCUAUUUAUGAUGUUUUCAGCGCUGGAGGAGAAACAUCAUCAAAAACCGUGGUAUGGGCAAUGUUUGAAAUGAUGAAGAAACCGGAAGUACUCCGAAAAGCACAAGAAGAAGUAAGAAGGGUUUGCGGGCCACAGGGCAACGUCGACGAAUCGCACCUCCGGGAACUGAAAUACGUGCAGGCAGUGAUCAAAGAAACGAUGAGAUUCCGGCCAUCUGCGCCGUUACUACUCCCCAGAGAAAGCACAGAGCGGAUCGUGCUGAACGGGUACGAAAUACCGGCAAAAUCCAGAGUCAUAAUCAAUGCAUUUGCACUUGGAAGGGACCCGAAUCACUGGACGGAUCCAGACACGUUCAACCCGGAUCGGUUCCUGGAUUCUGACAUUGAUUACAAAGGGAAGAACUUUGCGUACAUCCCGUUUGGUGCCGGAAGAAGAAUCUGCCCUGGAAUUUCAUUUGCUUUGCCUAACAUGGAGCUCCCAAUCGCACAGCUUCUGUACCAUUUCGAUUGGGAACUUCCUGGAAAAAUGAGGCCUGAAGAUCUUGACAUGAGUGAGAUUUUUGGGUUGACUGUUGGCCCCAGAAAUGAUCUUAACUUGGUUCCUACUGGUACUUUUCAACUUUCCACCCUAGCUGCUGAGUAAAAAGUUACAAACAAUUUGUUCAAUUCAUUGUAUGGAGUUAGUAAACGAUAAUUCCAUUGUACUACAUUUUGUAAGAUUAAUGUUUUAGGAUGUGAUUCCUUCCAUUUCCUCCUAACUAGCGUGAUUUGAUGGGGGAGGACAUUCAAAGUUUCAUUUCAUGUAAUAAUUCCUUGUUUACCAUUUACUUUUUUCCAUCGAUCACUAAAUUUUUGAAUGAAUAAUGUACAAAUUUUUAUGGAUUUGAAC